Messenger RNA from Acipenser ruthenus (sterlet), 6719 nucleotides. RefSeq names its product ankyrin repeat domain-containing protein SOWAHC-like. The coding region runs from base 233 to 2368 and encodes 711 amino acids. Gene Ontology annotation, molecular function: protein binding. The record is from RefSeq and is a predicted model, not a curated record. The transcript has a single exon. NCBI's taxonomy places the organism in Eukaryota, Metazoa, Chordata, Actinopteri, Acipenseriformes, Acipenseridae.
CAUAGUGCUACAGUUUCUUAAACGGCUUAUGUCUAUAAACCUUGGUUGCUAGAGGCGGGGAUUGGUACAUUGGUCCUGUGUAUCUGCCCUUAGUCUUGUCAGAGUGGUACAAGGUAACGCAUUGCAGCAACUGUUUUAAAUUGAUGAAGGAUUACCUGUUAAUAUCCAGAUUUAAUUUAUUAUCACUGGAAUAAAAAGGGUGUUUUGUUAUUUAUCUUUAAAAAUUCACUCAAUGGCGACUGAAUGCACCCAGGACGCGGUUUUACGGUUUCUGACUGAGAGAGGGGGCAAAGUGAGAAACGUGGAUCUGAUAGAUCAAUUCAAACCCUUCAUUUUGAACGACCCUGCCAAGAAAGCUUUGGCAAAGGAAAGGUUCAAGGAGUUCGUGGACACCGUGGGGUUUGUGAAGGUUGAAAACGACGUGAAGUACGUUUGUCUGAAAAAAAAGUACAGGGAUACUUUGAAACAGCGCGUUGGGAAAAAGACAGAUGGAGACAAUGCUGGCAGUGGAAUAAAAGGGGGCCCUGGUACUCAAAUUCUGGGACUUAACACGAGCCAGUGCCCUAAGAGUGCAGACUGUAGUCGUGGAUUCGGUAAUGGGUGGCCGGCAGAAACAGAUAGAAUUGGCGGAGCCGAUUUUGACACUGCAUAUGCUCUCCUGUCAAAGCCUGUUGGUGGUGAAGCUAGUUUAAACAAUACCGCAAACGAUGUUGCAAAACACGAAAUAUUUGUACCUGUGUGGGAUUACGGAACUAGCAAAAGUGCACAUAGAACACCGCCAGACGUUUCUCCAAAUAUUUCUGAAGGUAAAUCGUUCACAUUGUCAGAAGUCGAGCCAGCCGUCGCAGCUGCCUCACCUAUCGACCGAAAUUCUGAGCUUUGUAGUGAUUUGGAUAACACGGGUGUGUUAGAAAUGGGGAACACAAAUACCAGCUCAUCUACUAACAGUAAUUCUGAUAGUUGUAAUCGCCAAAGAGAUGUCGUAUUUAUUCUGCCGAGUAUAGCAGUGACAGAGGCUUCUGCAUUGACGACAGAAGUGAAAGGUAACACAUUUGCAAUUCCUGAAAAUAAAAAUGCAGAAAGGAUUAAAGAGAGGUGUUUUUCUCAGCCUGUUGAAGAAUCCAGCACGUCUGUUAACUUGGCAUUGGAUACUGCUUCACUUUGCUGCGGUGCUGGAAAUGAAGAACCUGUGAGCCAGCACACUGCAGAUUCCAAGGGUGCAGAUGGGGAGUCCUGCACUGACCGAGAUGUUAAACCUGUCAAAAGCAGCCCUGAUUUGAGGGAUAGUAAAGAUGAUUUACAUCAAGACUCUAAAGGUGCGCUCUUGGCAGAGAUUCCAAACAGGAGACAAAGCUCAAGAAAUGUUUUUCAGCGUAACUUGCUGGCUAGCAGAGAACAGCAGUCUGGUAAGCUGGCUGAAGAUAGGACAGCACCUGAUUCCUCCUGUGCUUCUGGGAAUGAAAGUGGUGGCAUCACCCCUAAAGGUAGUAGAAAAAUAUUUAGAGAUAUGAUGAUGAACAGUUCACCCCAACUGAGGAGAAGCAUGGCUCUUAAAAACCCAGGUUCCUUGUUACCAAGACGGAGGGACUCCAUGAAAAGUGAAAGUGACUCAGUCUCCCUGGUGUCCUCUACAGAUGAAGACAGCAGAUCACUGGCCCUAGAUCCAAUGGAACAUGAAUGGAUGAUGUGUGCUUCUGAUGGCCAGUGGGAAAGCCUCAAUCGCUUACUGGCAUGUGACCCCAACUUGGUCAUCAAAAAGGACUUUGUAACUGGGUUCACCUGUCUGCACUGGGCAGCAAAACAUGGCAGACAAGAACUUAUAGCAUUGCUUGUUAACUUUGCCAAACAGCACGCUGUACCACUGAACAUUAAUACUAGGUCCAGUGCAGGCUAUACACCUUUACAUCUAGCUGCCAUGCACAACCACGAGCAAGUAGUAAAAUUACUAGUUGGUGCCUAUGAUGCAGAUGUGAACAUAAGGGACUACAGCGGCAAAAAGGCUUGGCAGUAUCUGCGUGAAAAUGUUGAUGGAGAUAUCCGAGACAUUGUUGGUGCUGCUGAGCAUUCUGAUGCUGACAGUCUAGGUAAUGGGGCUGGGCGGUGGAGGCUGUCAAAAGUUCUUCCUUCAAACUUGUUGCCACACAAACUGUUGAACCUUCCAGAAGAUGAUUCAUGUGGUGAUGGGGCAGCAGUAAAGCCCAAGUCUGUCUACAGGAAAACAUCUAUGAGCAGAAUAAGGCCCAAACUAAAACAAAUUAGAUUUAAAACCCAAGUAAUCCAUAGCUCCUUCUUUAAAGAAACAGAAGAUGGUGAAAGACCCCUGAAAAGCCCUUCUAAAUCAAGACCCAAGUCUAAUCUUUUUGGAUGAGACAGAUAACAAUACAAUAUGUAUUAUUUACCAGUAAAAGGUACGAUUUAAAAUGUGACUACAAUCAAAAGGUGAUGGUCAUAUAUUUAUGAAAAGUAUGCCUAUGUAAAGUGUACAGCAGAGCUUUUCAUGACUUUCUUGUAGCACUUAGGGGGUGAUUUGAUCUAUCUGUACCCCACUUUCAUAAAUCACACUUGGAUUUGUUUAGAGCAUUUUACAGUUCCAGGGAAUCCACCUGGAUUGCAUCAACCACUUGGUCAAUUUAACAAAAUGGUAAUGGGAUUACACCCCUAUAAAAUGUUUAUAUGUAAUGUGUGAGUUUUAUUCCUACUUAACAAUCAGAUUUUUAUUUUCUGCAAAGCAUGCAACACUUUCUUUACCUAAAUGAUAGGGUUACAAAUCAACUGCAGUGUUUACAUUCUGCUGAAAGGUAAUGUUGCUAGUUGCCCAGAUCAAUCUCUGCUGCCUGCAUUUUUAAAGUUCUACUGUUCAUGGCUAACCGCUAGCUUUACUUGCAGUUUAUGAGUGCACUUUUAGCAACAGCAGCAGGUAUCUAAUUUAUCCUGAAUUAACUGGUCACCAAAGGUACUGCUCACCAAAGUACCUUUGGCAAUUAACUGGUCACCAAGAUGCCUUUGUAAUUUGCUUUCAAUUAAGAGAAGGUGACUGCUUGUAAGUUUCCUGUUAUAAAGAGACUACAGUUUGACACUUUGUGCCUGACAUCGGGGAUAGAGACAGAUACAGUACCUAGAGAACCACUAAUUCAAUUGUGAUGAAACUUGCUAAAGACAUUUUUGAGUAUAGGUUACCAAGAGUAUUAGAAUGUUGGGGUGUGUGGAGUAUGUAUGUAUGUAUGUAUGUAGGAAUGGAUGGAUGGAUGGGGGAUGUGGGAUGUAUGUCAUUGAAAUACUUGUUUUCAAACAGCUAGCAGUUUAUUAUUUAUUUCCCCCAAAAAACGCACAAGACGAUUUGGAUUUUAAUCCAAAACCCAAUUGUUAUAUUUAAUGUCUAGCACAUGAUGAUGUAGUCAUAUUUGUUAGCGAUGCCAAUGAUUCACAUGAUUUAAAAAAAUUAUUAACAAAAUUUUGAAUCUGUUCUUCUUUUAUACUGUGCUAGCCAUUGUUUUGGACAGUCUGCUGCCCAGUACAUUCACUCAGAUCUAUUACCUGUUUGAACAACGUUUAAUUGUAAGUAGUAUCUUUGUUAUGCCCUGUUCAGGGUGCAUUUGUAGUCCUCAAAAAUAGCUUAUCAUUAUUGAUUGUAAACAUGUGAUGUAUGUUAUAUAAAAAAAAGUUAACAUAUUUAAAGAUAAACCAUUAUGUAUGAAAACAAAAUGCAAUACCAGCAAGGUAAAUUGAGCCUGUAUUAAAAUAAAAACGGAAUAGUUUCACAAUCACUUAGGGAAACAAAAACAAUCUAUAUAUUUUACAUAGAUGUUGUUUGUUUUGAUAAUCUUUUUAUUUAACACUUGUAAAAUAUUUACAUAUGAUUAUUUUUAGCAUACACAAAUACACAAUAAUGUACAUUUGCUACAUUGUAGGUGAAUUCUAACCUGGUCAUUUCUCAGUGAUUUUUAGUAAACUGACCUUUAAGUGCAGUACUGAAUUUAGAACUAUUAUGUGCUUACAGAUAUGUUAUAUGUGGGGAUCAUUAAGUACAUUUUACUAUAAUAAUCUAAUCAGUUGACUAUAACUCUAAACAGGCAAUAUUUUACACUAGCUUCAAUACUUUUUUCAACAUGUGUUGAUUUGUGCACUACUUAGAUGUGAAUAAGCUAACAGAUAAACUGCACUGGGAAUUGGGAUGCUUGUAAAUCAGACAGUUCUGAGCAUGUUAUAUGCAGUUUAUAGGCAUUAGCUGCUAGUUAAUGUAAAAAUCAUUGAACACAUUUUCUCUUUGAUACUAAGGCUGGUCCUCUAUCUUUUAUAAAGCUCUUUUACGUUGACGAUAAUUGUAUUAAUAACUAUAUUAAAACACUACUACCUAUGUCAAAUGGUUGAAAUUUGCAUUACAAGUUACAAAAAAACCCCUGUAGUUAUCAGCUCUCAAAUUCCAGCUGCUGUGCUUCUUCAAUUGCUAAACUGACCACACAAAAGGUAACUGUAACUACUGUACAUAUGUGCAGUUGUUAUUAAUAGUAUAACAUUUCCAAAAAUAAUGUUCCAAUAUUUUAGCAUCAUAUGCCAAAUACAGAUUGAAUGUAUAGACUACUAAAACAAAAAGUUUUAAUGAAAAAGUCUGUUAUGUGCUGCUUUCGCUCUGACUUCAAUCCACUGGCACCCUUUUUAAAGUGUCUUUAUCCAAAAGCUAUGGUGUCCUGAAAUCAGACUUACAUCUUCUGAUGGAAUAACAAGCUCUUUAAUAAUGUAUUUCUGUAUUUUCCCAAUCAGUCCAAUAUCAGAGACCAAUAUGUCAAAAAAAAAAACUAUUUUUGUUCCAAAUACUAUCAUCCCAUCAGCCUCAAAGAGAGCCUGGACUAUAUAUUUGGUAGAUCUAUACUUUAACUCAUUGAUAAAAAGUGCAAUGUUAGAACUUAUUUGUCCAGCACGUAUUUGUGUAUUUGUUUCUGUUGGUAUCUUCUGACCUGGAUUAAUGUCUUUAGGAACUAUCUUGUAAUGUGUAACUGUGGAACAAAUUCUUCAAGUUUUUUUUGAGCAGUUAUUGAAGAAUGAGUGACUGAUAUAGUUAUGAGAUUGAGUCCACUUGUUAUGCAAUCCACAUUGAAAAUGGAAUGCUGUGCCCUUGUGAGUGCUGCCAAGUGUUGUUUUGAAUAGCUGUGCAGCAUUUUACUGAAUUGUGUCCAAGCCAAAGUUCAACUCUAUGGGCACAGGAUUGAAUAGGCUUCUGUGUAGUCAGUUUACAAUAUUAACAAUUGUUACUUAUAAUCAUAUGUUCUCUAAUUUCAGUAGUUUUUGGCUACAUAAUUUGGAUAGCAUAUACAAUAUUUUUUACAGCUGAAAUAUAUUGUAAUUCCUACAGUAUUUGGUGGAUAGCCGUCCUUUAGAUGAGACAUAAAACAGAGGUCCUAUUGUAAGUGACUCUGCAGCAGCAGUUGUUAAUGCAUAGUUCACUGGUGUAUUUUAGUUGUAAAUCUGAGAUCAGGCGAGAUCAACAUGAUCUCGCCUGAUCUCAGAUUUACCUGGUUAGUACUCUACUGGGUCUACCAGGUGCAGUAGUUUAGCCUACACCAAACCACUGCUACAUAUUAUAUACUGUAGUUUCUCUUUGGCAACCUUAUAGAUGCAUGUUAAAGUGUAAAUUGCAUCAGUAUUCAGUGUAUGAAUUGUAUAACACUAAAACAGGGUAUAUGAUGUACUGAAUAUAUCACAAUACAGGACAUGUACUGAAUGUUUACUGUUUAAAAUUGAUUGUGGGUGGGACAAAUUGAAUGUUGUUAAGUACACAGAAACUGGAACUGUCUUAUUUGUACCGGUACGUUUUUGAAGGGGCGGUUUAUUUUUUUGUGAAGAACUUGUUUUUUUACAUCUGAAAAAAAUACACUGAAACUGUAUCUGGGCUGGGACCCACAUGAAGUACUUAUUUACAACUACCUGAGGUUAUGUUUUAUUAGGAUUUUUUGGGACAGAUUUACCAGUUUUAAGUUUGUUCUUUUUUUUUAAGUUUGUUCCUUUUUCUCCGAUGUAAAUUAAAAAUAGUUUUAGAACUGAAAUUACAAGGUGGGUGUGUUUUGUACCACAAUUUAAUUAACAUUCUUAGUUUAUAUAUUUUCAUUGGAAUAAACUUUGUCUGGAGUUACAUCUUAGUAAACAUUUGUGCUAUUUUAUUAUUAUAAUUUGUUCAUGCAAAUAUGGGAAAGUCGUUAUUAUGAUUACACUCAAAUAAGAUGCCACCUUUAAAAAAUAUUAGUUUAGCCCCUAUUUUUACACUACUAAAUGAUUCAUUGCGGGUAUGUUUUGUUAAUUUGAUACUUGAGGACAUUUUAAGAGCCACCUGCCUUUUCCCUGAUGUACAUUUACAAUUAUGAACAGAUUGUGGAGUGCUGCCUCUGCUACAUUGAGUGAUGUGUUUGAGCUUCAUACAGUAGGUCAAAUUGAUUGAUUCUCUUAUAAUGUGCAAAGUGGCUUUCAGUGUUUUUAAAAAAUACAUAAAUAAAUAAAAAUUGUAAAUUUGUAAUGAGGUACUGUUUUAUAUGGCUUGUGCUUUACAAUAUGUCUUGUGCACUGUAAUCAGAAUGGGUGAAAGGCCUGGCUGCCUUUUUGUUUUGUUUUUUUCUGUGGAUUUAAUAGAUAUUAACCUUUAUUUUUUGUCUUUGGGUUUAUGGCUUGAUGUUCAUACAAUGCUGAUUUACUCAACUGUUAAAAAACAAUAAAAUAAAAGAAUAAACCUUCCA